GCAGCUUGCAACCUUCUGGUAUCUCCAUGGGGUGUCUCCCACACACGCCUUCCUAAGAUAUAAAACUGGAUCAAGGCACGGCCCUCUUCAGCACAUCUGAUUCCUUGGAGCAGCAAAAAUACUGGCGUGGGAUUCUCCGAGCCACUUGGUGGGGAUUACCCAGAGGCCACGAGGAACCGACUGCCGUAGCCCAGCCAGCCAUUUCCCCAAAGGGAAUUAUCACCGACGCGUCGAACUAAGUCACCGGCAGAAGAAUGGGUUGUAAAUGCUGCAAGAAGAACAAGAAUAGCGAAGAGCUCACCGAUGUCGAGAGGGCCAUCGAAAUCGUCAUCAACAACUUUCAUUGUUAUGCUGUGAAGGGGCGGAAAGAGGGCCUAACUCCCGGUGAGCUGAAAGACCUGGUCGGGCAGAGGCUGCCGCAUCUAGCAAAGGGUGCCGUCUGUUUGGACGAGAAAAUCGAAUGCCUCGGGGAUGCAGAUGAAGCCAAACUGCAGUUUGGAGAGUACUGGGACAUCAUGGGUGAUGCAGCCAAAGGUUGCCGAGGCCAAAAGAAGUAAGAAGAUCAGAGCCACAAGGCCUAGGACCGUUUACACAGCAAGAACGAGAGACUGUCUACCUUGAUGUUAAUGAGUUGUCAAUGCAGUGUUAAUAUUUUGGGGGGCUCCCUUUCCACGUCUCAGGUUUUGGAGUAUCAGAGAGUUUCUUUCCUUCAAGUCAAGAGUCUUUCAAUUUUACUGCCCAGGUUUUCUACCUGGGCGAAAGCUCCCUUCUUCUAGAUUUUUUUUCUAGAACACCACAGGCAACUAGCCUUCUAGAAUGUCCCUGGUCUAGGUUCCUGACCACUCAACUCCAGAAUGUGAAAUGAAUAGUCGUUUUCAUGACACCACCUCUUGAACCAGAAAGCAUCAUUUUCGCAUGGUCUCAGACCUUUAAUUUCCAGAUUUGGACUCUAUGAUCUUUCAUUUGGCAAGUCAGAGGUUUUUUGUAGAUACUUAACGUUGAAAUUUAGAAAAAUUCUGAGCUUCUACAUCCGUUAAGCAUUGCCUCCUGCAUCUCUGGAUUUCAAAUCCACCCCCUCCCCCACAUUGUAUUUUUUUUCCUUUUUCCAGAUCUGGAGUUGCGAAUCUUAUAAUUAUUUGCUCCAGACUCUGGAAAUGUAAAAUAAUAAAAUUUGAAAAUCUUAAAACCAACCCGGAGCCAAUGGUUUCUCUCUCCCAUAUUUGGAAGCUAUUUGCUGUUCACCUGAACAAUGAAUUGUCUAAUUGCAACUGACUCUUCAUAUGGAGACUAUUCAGGGGGUUGAAGUACCUUCCCCUGUCAGUCUUGUUUUCAGGUUGCUAGUUCACAGAACAGAAGUGGGUUUUGUCCUGCUUUUCUUGUCAUCCAAAUUUACAAAGUGAAUGGCUAUAAAACUUUUCAAUGAAGAUGGGUUUGGAAAGAAAUUUCUGGACUGUCUUUACCAACCACCUUCUGGACUGUGAAUGUGGGGAUGGGGAAGGAUAGAUGCCGUGGAGAUGUGGGGAGGGCAGAUGUGGAAAAGGAAGUGCUCAGAAAUCCUGCGAAUGGAGGGGUAAGAGAGCCAUGAACUUGAAGUAUGCUGAGAAUACAAAUCUUGCUUGGGGCGGACUGAAAGUUAUUUGUUGGUUCCCUCCAGAUAAAGUUGUGUUCCAUCAGGUAUCGUAGUCUGAAAUGCCCGUCAGUUCCACAUUCUAUUUGGCUCUACCCAUCGUCCACCAUUUUCUAACCUGGCUCCACCCUCUAGCCAGAGUAAUUUUGUAAUCAAAAUUUGGCAACCCUAAUUUGUUCCAUGCCCAUUUCUUUAUCUAUUGUGCCUAAGCGCAUUUGAGAGUAAGGGAAGAAUCCUCCUCACUGGAGAGCCAGUUUGGUGUAGUGGUUAAGUGCGCGGACUCUAAUCUGGGAGAACCGGGUUUG
Messenger RNA from Gekko japonicus, 1932 nucleotides. RefSeq names its product S100 calcium binding protein A14 (gene S100A14). Gene Ontology annotation, biological process: positive regulation of granulocyte chemotaxis; positive regulation of monocyte chemotaxis; toll-like receptor 4 signaling pathway. The coding region runs from base 255 to 557 and encodes 100 amino acids. The transcript has 4 exons. Gene Ontology annotation, molecular function: chemokine receptor binding. Lineage: Eukaryota; Metazoa; Chordata; Lepidosauria; Squamata; Gekkonidae. Gene Ontology annotation, cellular component: perinuclear region of cytoplasm. The record is from RefSeq and is a predicted model, not a curated record.